GAAAAGCUCCCCUGCCUUCAGCUUCGCCGCCCCUUCGCCGCCCAGCAACCGUCGUGCGCCGUCGGAGGUUAGCUUUUGGAUUUCGCCGUCUCCGCCGUCUCUUCCUCUGUCAACCAGGUGCAAGCUUUUCGUGCGAAAUGUAUCUUGUGUAUUUAUGGUUGGCUAGGGCUAAAUCAUCUCCCCUUGCCAAACAGUAGCAUUUGCGUCUUUACAAGUGGUGUUCUGAACAGAUGAUCUGCAGCAGCAGCAGCAUACGAGUUUUGGAAAGGUGCCCAGAAGGUCCAUGUGCUGCUGCUGCGCAUCACAUGAUCAUUGCCUUCCCAGCAUCAGCGUUGUUGCUGUACAUCUCCUUUCUAACAAAUAAAAAAUAUUGCAUGGCGGGCACUGUGGAGACAGAGUAUGCUGCUUUCCUGGAGAAGGUGAAACGGACUGUCUAUGUUGACAGCCUAUCACCCCAGGUCACUGAACCUGUCUUGAGGACUGCUCUCGACCAGUUUGGAACGGUCAAGAGUGUUCAAUUCAUCACGAACUACAUAAAGCCGGAGAACAUCCCAAAACGUGCUCUCGUUGAGAUGGAAGAUGAGGAGCAGGCAAAAGCAAUUGUGAAUCUGGUUGCUAAUUGCCCGCUGAUGAUAUCUGGGAUGCCGAGGCCUGUGAAAGCUUGCGCUGCUAAAUUGGAGAUGUUUGAGGAUCGCCCAGCAAAGCCUGGUAGGAAAAUAGAGGUCCGCUGGUUGGAUCGAAAUGAUCCUGACUUUGAGGUAGCUCAGGAGUGGAAGCAUCUUGAUAAAAGGCAUGCUGCUGAAGCUCGAUAUUUGCUAAAACUGCAAAUGGCAAAAGAAGAGAAGCUUGCUAAGCAGCAGGAAGACAAUCUUAAGGCGAACUUCGCAAAAUACGAAAUGAUCGAGGCCAUCAUGGCUGAUGGAACUGCUGAGCGUUUAGCUCAACGUUAUGAAAUGAACCUCAGGGACGAGUUGUAAAUGUCUGUCUUCUCUAACUUUUGCCUCAUGGCCAGUAAAUGACUUUGUAAAGAAACGAGGAUGCUCAGUCUUCAUCUAUAGACUAGUGUAUGAGGCUGACUUGGGAAGAAAUUCCUAAAGCCGCACGGGUAAAGAAACGCUAGAUCAACCGGCCUGUGACGUUAGGAAUUAGGGAGUGUUUACCGAAGCAUCCCGAGGGCAUUGAAGCUGAUGCUUCUUCUACAGCCCUUUCAUCUCCUCGUGUUUGAAUUUUGACUUGAAUGGCUGUUGCUGUUGGUGCUA
Messenger RNA from Syzygium oleosum, 1259 nucleotides. RefSeq lists its product as uncharacterized. Lineage: Eukaryota; Viridiplantae; Streptophyta; Magnoliopsida; Myrtales; Myrtaceae. Gene Ontology annotation, molecular function: RNA binding. The coding region runs from base 231 to 977 and encodes 248 amino acids. The transcript is spliced from 4 exons. The record is from RefSeq and is a predicted model, not a curated record.